Messenger RNA from Sclerotinia borealis F-4128, 666 nucleotides. The record is from the annotation of a GenBank genome assembly. Lineage: Eukaryota; Fungi; Ascomycota; Leotiomycetes; Helotiales; Sclerotiniaceae.
AUGACUUCAAAUACUGAAGAGAUGCGCGGUUCCCGCCAGGAGAUACAACACUUCCUGGCGGGGAACCGCGCAGAUAUGGAAUCUAUCAUCGUUGAAAGCACCGAUCGAAUAAGUGCACGCACGGCCCGGCCACAUGAAGGCCGCUACUGGCAAAGAAGAACUAUCUUCCUCCAAGAAGAGUUCAUGGGACUCUUGGAACGAUACCUCGAAGCAGGAGGUAUAGUGCUCGCCGCGCCAAUUUUAUAUGGCGAUCUGUCCCUCGGGAUACCAGCGGUUCGCCCAUCAAGAGUUCACCUCCUCUCGAGGUUCAACCAGAGAUUCGAAGCCGGAGACCAACUACCUGCAUAUCUGCAGUAUCUUACCCAGAGACCUGGCCAGGGAGCAAAUUUCAAUGUAUGGGCCGUUGAGAACCAGUGGGGGGAUAGAAAUGAAUUAAAACGACUAAUCCCCGGAUCAAUCGACGAGGGAAGAGAGGACUCCGCGAUCUGGAAAUGGUUAUUCUGUGAUCUGAGCGAGGGGGAAGACGUCAACAUGGUAAUCACGGAUAGAAAUCGGUGGGGAUGGGGUGGAAAAUUUACAUGGGGUAUUCCUUUGGAGGCCGGAGAGCAAUGGGGAGAAGGCCAGCUGGUACUGGAUGGCGAAGAACAGUCUAUCUUGUUGCUGUAG